GCACUUUGUUUAUCUGAGGCUCCAGAGGAAUAUCGGUGCGGCGGUUCUCUGCGUCCACAGCCGAUUUUGAGUCCUCCUGCGCGGACACGGACACAGUGCGGUCGCCAUGACGACAGACGAGGCGGAGAGCCAGCAGAAGAAGCCCCGACAGCAGCAGGAGGAGGGGGGGCAGGAGGAGCACCCGCCCUCCCCAGACCACGAACACCUCCUCCGGGCCCGCAACAGGCACUCAGCAGGACGUGGGCUCUCCAGGCUCUUCUCCUCCUUCCUCAAGAGGCGCUCCCAGUGCGAGGACACCCCACCCGACAAGGACGACAAGGACCAUGAGGAGGCCAAGGCACCCAUUGCUGACCCGGAGCCCGAGCUGAGGGCCGAGGGAGAGGCGGCCGCUGACCAGCACUCGGCUGAUCUGGUGGAGAAGAAAGACGGAGAGGAGCAGAAGGAGGGCGAGGACAAGGCAGAGGAAAAGGAGAAAGAGCCGGAGGGGGAGGAGGGACCCAAGGCCGCUGCGGAGGAGACCAAGGAGACGAAGGAAGGAGACGACGAGAAGAAAGAGGACGUGGCCGCUCCAGACGAGGAAGCGCAGAAGGAGGGCGAGGAGAAGAGCCCGGAGGAGGACACCAAAGCUCCCAAAGCCCCACGCAGACCCAGGAACAUGGAGAUCACCGUCACUCUACUGGACGACACCACCUACGAGCUCGAGCUGGAGAAACAUGCGAAAGGUCAGGACCUGUUUGACAAAGUGUGUGACCACCUGAACCUGCUGGAGAAGGACUACUAUGGCCUGGCCAUCUGGGACACGCCCACUCUCAAGACGUGGAUGGACAUGACCAAGGAGAUCCGGAGGCAGGUGCGAGGAGCCAACUACAACUUCACCUUCAAUGUCAAGUUCUAUCCCCCCGACCCCGCCCAGCUGUCAGAGGAUAUCACCAGGUACUACCUGUGCCUCCAGCUGCGUAAGGACAUCCUGGCUGGCCGUCUACCCUGCUCCUUCGUCACCCUAGCUCUGCUGGGCUCGUACGCCCUGCAGUCAGAGCUGGGCGAGUACGACCCCGAGGUGCACCUGCCAGACUAUGCCAAGAGCCUAAAGAUCGCCCAGGGACAGACACCCGAGCUGGAAGAGAAGAUGAUGGAGUUACACCGCACAUACAGGGCGAUGACCCCAGCCCAGGCAGACCUGAUGUUCCUGGAGAAUGCCAAGAAGUUGUCCAUGUACGGAGUGGACCUGCACCAGGCCAAGGACCUGGAUGGGGUCGACAUCAUGCUGGGCGUCUGCUCCUCAGGCCUCAUGGUCUACAAAGACAAGCUGAGGAUCAACCGCUUCCCCUGGCCCAAAGUGCUCAAGGUGUCCUACAAGAGGAGCAGCUUCUUCAUCAAAGUCAGACCCUCUGAGGUGGAGCUAUACGAAAGUGCCAUUGGAUUCAAACUGCCCAACUACAAAGCCGCCAAGAAGCUGUGGAAAGUGUGUGUGGAGCACCAUACCUUCUUCAGGCUGACCUCCACAGAGAUGGCCACUACCCCCAGAAAGUUCCUGGCUCUGGGCUCUAAGUUCCGGUACAGCGGGCGCACCCAGGCCCAGACCCGACAGGCCAGCUCCCUGAUCGACCGACCCGCCCCUGCCUUCCAGAGGACCAACAGCAAGAGGAAUUCACGUAGCUUGGAUGGGGCCAUGGCGUCCACUCCAGACAACAAGUCAUCCCGCCCUGUCAGCGCCCCUGUGAUGUCACCCAUCUCACCCGGUGAAGCCACGCCCUCCCCACUCCUGCCCGCCCUCCGUCACCUUAGCGACCAACACGACAGUUCCACCCCCAAAAGCCGGCGCUCUGCAGACAGGAAGCACGAGAUCAGGGCGGACAGUCGGCAAACAGACUCCCCCAAGAGCCAUAGUCCCAGGCUCGACUUCACCCCGGAGCUCAAGUCAAUAUCCAGGAGAGAGAGGAGGCACUCCCCUUCUCUGACCGCAGCCCCCGGAGAGCGGGACAGGAAACAGCACUCCCCUCAGGACAAGUCCAAGGACAUCAUGAGAGUGAGGAAGAAACGGGCUAAGAAACUGGAGGGCGAGACUAUUUAUAUCAGACAUAGCAAUCUGAUGCUAGAGGACGUGGACAAGACGCAGACGGAGAUCAUGCGUCACCACAGCAGCAUCAGCGAGCUCAAGAGGAGUUUCAUGGAGUCCGUGCCUGAGCCUAGGCCCAGUGAGUGGGACAAGCGCCUGUCCACCAACUCCCCCUUCAGGACGGCAAGGAUCAAUGGACAGCUGCCACCCGCUUCUCCAGUGCUGAAGACCCAGACAAUCACCAUCUCCGACGUCACCAACUCUCUGAGAGGAACUGUGGCCUACAAGGAGAUGCCCCUGGUCCACACGGAGACCAAGACCAUCACCUACGAAUCCGCUCAGCCGGGGGACAACAUGCCUGAGAAAGACACUGGAGUUCUACUGAGCGCUCAGACCAUCACAUCAGAGACCAUCAGUACCACCACCACCACCCAGAUCACGAAGACAGUGAAAGGGGGCAUUUCCGAGACACGCAUCGAGAAAAGAAUCGUCAUCACCGGAGACACAGAGAUUGACCAUGACAAGGCUCUGGCUCAAGCCAUCAAAGAGGCUAAAGAGCAGCACCCUGACAUGUCCGUGACUAAAGUGGUUGUGCACCAGGAGACGGAGAUCACCCCGGAGUGAAGUGUGGGCCUGGGAAGCUGCCCUCUCCCACCACCUAUCUCACCACCUGACCCCCACCACCACCAGUCCCACCCCUGAGGGACCAGCUCUGGACUCAACUGGAUCCUGCCGGUAUGGACUAAGCAACACCUGACCCCUAACUCUGCAAGACUUGCCAAUGCCCUCCUACAAUCCACAUGAGGCUUCACCUACAUCUCCGGAAUCUCCACUCACAUCUCUGGAAGCUCCACCCACAAUAUCCAGAGGCUCCACCUGCUGCCAACUGCUGGACUGACGACCAAUUCCAAACUUUUUUAAGGUGAAAAUGAGAGUAGCGUUUUCAUUUGUUGAAAUCCUCCCGUUUUGCGUGGAGAUUUUAGCUACAUUUACACCGACAUUUGGUCUUUUAAUCUUGAUAUUACUAUGGCAACUUUAUUUUUCUACAAACUUUUCGUACGGUCACGAUUGGUUGUCGCAAAAAAGAAAAAAAAAUACACUGAGCAGUUUUUUGACGGGGUGGUGGGUGCUAUUUCUUGAGGUCCCUCUCCAAGCCCAUUUCUUGUACAGUAAGUCUUUUAUUUUUCUCCCUCUCAAUGUGAAAAGUAUUUUUUCAAUGUAUGUGUACAAAAGAAUUUUAUCGAACCAGGGGGCGCUCUUCUUAUCUCACCGUAUUUACGAUUAUGUAUUACCGAGUGAUUCUCCCAUGUUAUUUUUGUCGUAGUGCUACUUAUUUAUUUAUUUAUUCCAACUUUGCGUUCUGUUGUGCAUCUUGUGUGUAGACUCAUGACUUUUUAUGAAAAGCGAUCCCGACUGAGGUGUACAGAGCAUGCCCAGUUCUCUCUCUCUCUUUUAAUGUUUUUACUGGCGGACAGUGUGUAUUGAGCCGAAGAAGUUUAUUGGUUGAAAAUGUAUUAUGAUUAGGUUGAAAAGGUAAUUGCACUGCUCAAAAGAUUUAAAUAAACACUUAAA
Molecule: messenger RNA, 3628 nt
Organism: Periophthalmus magnuspinnatus
Lineage: Eukaryota; Metazoa; Chordata; Actinopteri; Gobiiformes; Gobiidae
Gene: epb41a
Product: erythrocyte membrane protein band 4.1a
Exons: 20
Coding region: 107-2680 (857 amino acids)
Biological process (GO): cortical actin cytoskeleton organization
Cellular component (GO): plasma membrane; cytoskeleton
Molecular function (GO): structural molecule activity; actin binding
Source: RefSeq, a predicted model, not a curated record